Molecule: messenger RNA, 484 nt
Organism: Candidula unifasciata
Lineage: Eukaryota; Metazoa; Mollusca; Gastropoda; Stylommatophora; Geomitridae
Source: the annotation of a GenBank genome assembly
AAAAAGUGGACACCUCUACAUUGUGCAGCAGCUAAAGGUAACACAGGGAUCGUUGAAAUCCUUCUCAAAGCCAAAGCAAAUGUUAACGCUGAAGAUGAGGAAAACUGGUCACCUCUACAUUUCGCUGCUAACACAGGUCAUAAAAAGAUUGUAGAGAUUCUUGUUAGAGCCGGAGCACACAUCAAUGCCACAUGUAAACUAGGAAACACUCCUGUGUUUUACAGCAAUGCGAAUGGUUAUCAUGAGGUAUCCAAAUAUCUUUUAGAAUGUGGAGCAACAUUAAAACAAGGGGCUUUACAGCUGUUAAUCGAAAAACUCCGUUCAGUUUUGACCACCAGAAGGUUGUCUCACAUUAAAACACCCAAGAUAGUUCACAUGAAACGACACUCGUCAGACGUCAUCUCUCCAUAUUCUGAACAUAAUGACGCCAUGAUCCUGACUACAAGUGAAAGGGAAGUAACUCCAAGCGGGGCAUAUACGAAAG